CAUUUUCGAGUUUUAUCUUUCGUUCCUGUCAACUAAAAUCUGGGGCUAACAAUUUGUACAGUGCAUCAACAAAAGAACAAACAUGUCACAAAAGACUUACAGUAAUAAUGAUCAGUAACAGUGUUCGCUCCACUUUUUGACUUGUCAGAUAUGUUCUUGAAGCUUUCUUCAGACUUCUUGUUGUGAGGCUUUUUCUUCAAGAACAAGAGGAGCUUUUGGAUUGACACGAUUUUUACAGAUACAUAUAUCUGUAGAUUUUGAGAAUCAAAAUCGAGUCAAUUCAGAAUCUCCUAUUGUUCUUACGAAUCCGGUGGCCAAAUCAAGAACAAGAAACCAAAAUGGUUAGAAAUAGAAUCAAACAUAGGAAUGAUCCACUCAAGACUCAACGGAUCCAAAGCGUUGAUUAUCAGAUCCAGCUCCAUACAUUUGCCGGAGAAUUCGUCGGAAUACACAUCGGAAAACUAUAUACUGUAUAUAUUUUUUUUUCCAAAGCACUUCGUCAAAUUGUGACAGGUAUAUAUGGUAAGGUGUAAAAGAGAUCUUUUGCUUUUUAUUUGGUAAAGUGUUUUACUAAAUGUGAUUAGUUUAUGGACCAAAUUAAAAAGAAAAAAAACAUUAUCUUUGAUGAGGAGAGAUCAGAUUCUAAAAAAUGCUCUCUCAUCAAAACGCAUUUGACAUGUGAGAGAGAGAGAGAGAUGAGUUUUAUUAGUAUUAAUCUUUCUCUAUCAUUGAGCUAUUAUUACUCUCCUCAAACCCCAAAAAAGGUUUCAUUUUUAACCCUCUUUUGAGAAUUUUUGUUUCUGUCCAGGUUGAUCCAAAUCAUUACUUUCUGUGGAAAAGUUUAGAUUUUUACGUUCUUCUGAUCUAAAGUUUCCAUUUUUGUUCUCUGGGUUUUGUUGUUUUCUGAGUUUCCUUCACGUUGAGAACAACCAAUCUUUUAGUCUUCCACGGAAAUUAAAAUUUGAGUGAAGUUUCUACUUUCUAGCUACUUUGACCCAAUCUGUUUGUUCUCUCUCUCGUUUUCAUCGACGACUCUGACUUUGUUGAAGAGUUGGUUUUAUCUUUGAUCGAAACCCAUAAGAGAAGAAGAAGAAGAAGGAAUCUGAUCUGCAAUUUUCUUACAGGGGAAUCUGAAAGACAGAUGGGAUCUUUCAAGGGUCAUGCUUUCCCAGGUACAUUGUUCUUAGUGGUUGGAGUAUGGCACAUUUGGAGCUCAGUUGUUCGGUUCAUAUCGAAUCCUAGUUCAUUUCGGGUUCGAGUUUGGCACCCUGUUCCUGGUUUUAACGAUAGGAUCAAGUACUUGGAGCUUUACGUUGUUACCAUUGGCUCAUUCAUUGACUUGUGCAUCGAGUUUUUGUACUCAACUCAUCUCAAGUUCUUUGUUAAUGGUGUUCUGAAUCCUUCCCACAUGAAUGAUUUCGAGCACUCUGGGAUGCUUCUCAUGUUCUUCAUGCUCGGAUUUAUUGCUCUGCUCUCCGAGAAAACAAGGUUACUUCCUCUGCCACAAGAAGCUCUGUGUCUAGUUGCUGCAACAGCUUUUACAGCAGAAUGUCUUCUCUUCUUCUUCCACUCCACAAGUCACAAAGGUCUUGAAGGUUAUUAUCAUCUCCUCCUUGUCUUUCUCAUCGGUCUCUGUGUCAUCUCCUCAAUCGCAGGAGCAAUCUGCCCUACGAGCUUCCCAGUAGAUCUAUGCAAUGGCAUUGCAAUGACUCUCCAAGGCCUCUGGUUUUAUCAGACAGCUUUCACUCUCUAUGGCCCUAUGAUGCCUGAAGGCUGCAGUUUAAAACAAAACUCUGUAGUUUGCAGAUCAGUCGACUCUGAAGUCUCUGGAGAGUUUCUAGCUAAUUUUCAGCUCUUCUCUUUGGUUCUUGCUGUUCUUGCCUGCGUUGUGGGUUCAUAUGUUUUUGCAGCUUCAAAAUAUGGAGCGAGUAGAUGAGACACUUAGCAAGUAGUAAUUAGAAAAUUUGUUCUUUUCAUUGUUACAGAGUUUCAGAAAGAUAUAAAGAAAUUGACUUCUUUUUUUUU
Molecule: messenger RNA, 2025 nt
Organism: Camelina sativa (false flax)
Lineage: Eukaryota; Viridiplantae; Streptophyta; Magnoliopsida; Brassicales; Brassicaceae
Source: RefSeq, a predicted model, not a curated record